UUUCGUGUCAGUUCACGUUCGAUAUUUGUGUUGUUUGGUCGCGGCUAACGGGGCGCACGAAAACAAAACCGAAUCGAAGCAGCGCAACGGAACGGAACGAGCGACGCGUCGCGCUUUCUCCAUUAAUGAAACAUCCGCAACAAUGACUCCGCGCGUAUGUGAGUGUGCCAGUGUGUGAGUGUGCACAUGUAGAUGAGGCGUAGGCACUUCCAGUUGUUGCACUAAACAUAAACAGCAGCAACAAUUCAAAUUUGACCACAGCAAAAACAACAACAAUAACAACAACAGCGAACGGAAGUCAACGGCAGCCGCAGCCAAGUUUAAGUGUUUGCCAAGAUUGCGAUUUGCGUGUGUGUCUGUGUGUGAGUGUGAGUGUGUGCGUGUGUGUUCGCGUGUGUUUUUUUGUGUAGCAUACGUCACGGGCGCCAUCAAGUCGCAACUUGCUAAGAGACGCUGCCUACGGCCAGGCAGCCGCCAAUAAAAAAAUAAAAAAAAGUUAAAGGCAAAAAUAUAUAUAAAAAAUUUGAGCUAAAUACAAAAAGCCAACCGAAAGUUUUCAAGUUUCAAGUGCGCUAAAUUCCAUGUGUUGUGCCAGCGAAAUACAGAACUAGCUGAAAAGCCGGGAUUCUUCUCCGAAACGGCAUGGGAGGCGCCAUCUGCUCGAGAAGCCAGCGUCGUAGGCGUUGAGCACGUGAGAGCCUUGAAAAAAUGUCCGCUUGCAUGACAAUUGUAGCGUGGAGGCAUUCAGACAACGCAGCAGACAGCAGCACCGUGGAGCGCAGCGUACGUGAAGUGUGUGCCAAGAACUUGGGGCAAGCAGCAGAAUAUAAGCAGCCACAGAGAGAGCAACAACAACAACAACAACAACAACAACAGCAACAGCAACAAGAACAACAGACGGGGCAAGGACGCUAAGCCACAUGCAGCGCGCAGAGCAGGAGGCUUAGCACCUGCAGCAGCUCAACGCAGACAGAAGAGCAACGCACGGAAUAACUAAUUCGCUUCAGCUGACAAUUAAAACAGGAAAAAAAGCAAAAUUUAACACAACAAAAAAGAUAAAAACAAACAAAGAAUUAAGGGCACGCCACAAACAGUUGUUGCUGCGGUCAAUUACAGCAACAGACAGCGGCAACUACUUUAACGACAGCAGCAACAUUGCAACAACGCCAUUUUGACCAAUAUUAAUAAUGAAAAUGUUGCUGCUCUUGAAGCGACAACUGCCGCCAGCAGCAGCAGCAGCAACUGCAGCAAGCUCAACAACAACAACAACAGCAACAACAAGAACAGUGACGAGAGCACGAAGAAAACCAUUAGGAGCAGAGCGCCAGCUGCUGUUGUUCCUGCUGCUGCUGCUGCUGGGCAUUGCGUGUCACAGCAGCAGCGGCGCUGGCAUCAGCUACAGCACCAACAGCAACAACAACAACUCGGCCAAUCGCAGCAUGUCAGCUGGCGGCAGCGGCGGCCUCGUACUGAUUGGCUCCAGCAGCGUUGCGAGCAGCAGCAUCGGAUCCACAGCUAAUGCGGCCACUGCCAGCGCUGUGCCCUCAUUAUCGCUCACUUCGUCAUCCUCGGCUGCGUCAUCGUACGCCACCUCGACUAGCAGCAGCAGCAGCAGCACGAGCACUAGCAGCAGCAGCGGCAGCGGCAGCAGCAGCAGCAGUAGUAGUAGUUCAUCAUCGGCAAACCGAAGCAGUCGACUAACAAGCAACAGUAACAGCAACAACAACAUAAAUCAUGAUCAAUUACCCGCACAGCUCUCAUCGCGCAUCAUCCACACACGCAAUGGCGCCAUCUCGGGCGUAAUCGUCCAAUUAGAUGGGCGGCAUUUGGAUCCGGUUGAGGCGUAUCGCGGCAUACCCUACGCCUCGCCGCCCGUUGGAAAUUUACGUUUCAUGCCGCCCGUGUCGGCGGCCAUGUGGUCGGGUGUCAAAAAGGCGGACAGAUUCAGUCCCGUCUGUCCGCAGCGGCUGCCGGACAUACACAACGAGACCGCGGCGAUGGAGCGCAUGCCCAAGGGCCGCCUGGAGUAUCUAAAGCGCUUGCUGCCCUAUCUGCAAAAUCAAUCAGAGGAUUGUCUUUAUCUAAAUAUUUAUGUGCCCAUCCAAGUUGGCUCGCGGGACUCAACGGGCAGCAGUGGCAGCUCCUCUGGCGGUAGUUCUGGCAGCUCCUCCUCCUCAUCAUCAUCGUCAUCGUCAUCAUCGUCUUCUUCUUCCUCAUCGGGUGGCGGUGCAAGCAAGUAUCCGGUACUGGUGUUUGUCCACGGCGAAUCGUACGAGUGGAACAGCGGCAAUCCCUAUGACGGCUCGGUGCUGGCCAGCUACGGACAAAUAUUGGUGGUGACCAUAAAUUAUCGCCUCGGAGUGCUCGGAUUUUUAAAUGCCAACACGGAUCGCUAUUCUAAGCUGCCAGCAAAUUACGGCCUGAUGGACAUCAUUGCGGCCCUGCAUUGGCUAAAAGAGAAUAUUGCGGCAUUUGGCGGCGAUCCCAACAGCAUAACCCUAGCGGGACAUGGCACUGGUGCGGCCUGUGUGCACUUUCUGAUAUCAUCGAUGGCGGUGCCGGAGGGUCUGCUCUUCAACCGGGCCAUGCUCAUGUCCGGCUCGGGCCUGGCACCGUGGUCUCUGGUCAGCAAUCCCGCCAAGUAUGCGGCCAUCGUGGCGCAUCACGUCAACUGCGCCUCGGACCUGCCGCACGCCCAUCUGAUGAAGUGCCUUCGCGAGAAGACGCUCGAGCAGCUACUCAGCGUGCCCAUACGACCGCCCGAGUUCGGUUUUGCCUUUGGCCCCAGCAUCGAUGGCGUCGUCAUCGAUGGCGGCGACUAUGUCCCACCCCCGCCCGGCUCGCCGGCCGCCCAGGCACAGGCUCAGGCCUCAACGGCAGCUGGCAACGGUCUGGGCGGAGAAGCGGGUAUCGCAGCUGCAGGAGGCUGGGGCACUCCCGGCCAACUGGAGAAUAUAGUAUUAAUGAGAAAAACAGCCAUUAACAAGUUGUCAAGAUACGACCUGAUGGCUGGCGUGACACGUGCCGAAUCCUUUUUCAGCUUCAAUUCCGGCGACGUGCAAUAUGGCAUCGAGGCGGAUCGGCGUUCCCGUAUUUUAAAGGCCUACGUACGGAACACGUACACAUUCCAUUUGAACGAGAUAUUCGCCACGAUUGUCAAUGAAUACACGGACUGGGAGAGGCCGGUGCAGCAUCCAAUUAAUAUCCGCGAUGAGACUUUGGAGGCCUUGAGUGAUGCUCAAGUUGUGGCUCCAGCGGCUCAAACUGUGGACCUGCACUCGGCAGAUCAUCGCAACUCGUACCUCUAUGUGUUCGACUACCAAACACGUUUCGGCGACUAUCCACAGCGCCAGGGCUGCAUUCAUGGCGAGGACUUACCCUACAUUUUUGGUGCACCGCUCGUCGGCGGUUUGAACCACUUCACUCGCAACUAUACGAAAACCGAAAUCAGUCUAUCGGAAAUCGUAAUGUUUUACUGGUCCAACUUUGUGCGCACUGGCAAUCCCAACGAACAAAUGGAAACCGAACAUGGCAGCCGGCAGGAACGCAGUCGCUACAAAACCAUCGAAUGGACGGCCUACGAGAGUGUGCACAAAAAGUAUCUGAAUUUCGACACCAAGCCAAAGCUGAAGAAUCAUUAUCGCGCUCAUCGGCUCUCCUUCUGGCUGAACCUCAUUCCCGAUCUGCACAAGCCGGGCGGCGACAAUGUGCCCGCUGCCCAUCACCAGCUGCACGACGACGACGAUGAGCUGGACAACAACAUUGCCAGCGAUGCCUCGGUGAAGCCCCUGAAUCCCUCGUACACGUCGAGGGGUGCGAAUGCCGCGGCCAUGGGCAACUAUACGAUAUUCACGAAUCAAGUCUUCUCACUGCUGAAUCUCAGUUCGCCGUCGUCCUCGCUGCAGCGCAACGGGACGCGUUACGGCGGCGGCAAGAUCUAUCCGGACGACAUUUUGGAUGCGGAUCAUGCGGCUGGUGGGGCGGCCAGUGCUUCGCAGGAUAGCGACGGCUUUGCAGCCUACUCAACGGCGCUGAGCGUGACCAUUGCGAUUGGCUGCUCUCUGCUGAUACUCAACGUCCUGAUCUUCGCGGGCGUCUACUAUCAGCGGGACAAGACGCGGCUGAGCGAGCCACGCAGCCAGACGAAGCUGAAGCGGCAGGAGAAUGGCCAAAUACCCAACAACAUCUGCGGCGACCUGGAGACCCUGACCAUCCAUGCAAAGAGCGAUCCGGCCACCAUACUGUCGCAUCAUCAUGCCAUGCAGCAUCAUCAGCUGCCGCCGCCGGAGUUCGCUGACAUUCCGCAUCGCGCGCCGCCGCCGCCGAAGCACAUGAAGUCGUCGCUGCAGGACGCCGGCCAGGUGGGCGGCGGCGGAGGCAUGAUGCCGCCGCCCCAUGCGCUGCAAGUGCUGGGCAACCAGUGCGGCACGCUGACCAAAAAGAGCUGCAUGAAGCAAACGCAGGCCACACAGCAGCAGCAACAGCAACAGCAGCAGCACUCACCCGCACAGCAGCAACACGUGGUAACGCAUCAGCAGCAUAUGCAGAAUCAUCAUAAUCAGAGCAUGACCACGGUGCUAACCACUGCCGGCGGCCUGAUACCCGUGCCCCAGCCACCCACAGUGCCCGUAAUUGUGGCAACCACAACGCAACAGCACGCACAACAGCAACAGUCGCAGCAGCAGCAGCAACAGCAGCAGCAGCAGCAACAACAGCAGCAGCAGCAACAACAACAUCCGCUGAUGGAUGAGCUGCGUGUGUGACAUUAAUUGACGGUGCGUUUCAAAUGUGAUCUCUAAGCUCAGAUCAUCUAAGCGCACAGUCCGAACAGCCGUUUCAAACUGAGUGUGUAUGAAUGUCUGUGUGUGUGUGUGUGUGUGUAUUUGUGUGUUUGUAUUUGUGUGUCUGCUGUGUUAGUUGAUUCAACUGUGCUGCAUUCGCUAACAGAGUUUGUUUAUGUUAGCUGCCUGCUGUGAAUGUUAAGCUGCAUAUGUUAAAUAGUUCAUUUUAACAUCAGUUUUAUUGUAUAUAAAAAGAAAUUAAAAAUAUUAGUGGUGUUAAGUUUAGUUGUUGUCAUUCUCCAAGCAAUUAGAUAAACAAUUUUAUUGUUUCAAUUUUCCCAAUAAAUUAUACUUUAUUAAUAAAAAAAAAAAAAAAAAAAAAAAGAAAAA
Molecule: messenger RNA, 5171 nt
Organism: Drosophila mojavensis
Lineage: Eukaryota; Metazoa; Arthropoda; Insecta; Diptera; Drosophilidae
Gene: Nlg3
Product: neuroligin-4, Y-linked
Exons: 13
Coding region: 1188-4763 (1191 amino acids)
Biological process (GO): modulation of chemical synaptic transmission; synaptic vesicle endocytosis; neuron cell-cell adhesion
Cellular component (GO): postsynaptic membrane; synapse; cell surface
Molecular function (GO): signaling receptor activity; neurexin family protein binding
Source: RefSeq, a predicted model, not a curated record